UUUUUAAUUUUUUUUUUCAUUUUUUAUUCAAGACAAAAAAUGGAGAACGUCCAUCGCCGUGGUGUUUCUGAGAGGGCAGGAGAGACAAACGUGCCUUGGAACUAAAACCAUGAAGCGGUUUUGACAAUUUACCGUGAAGCACGAGCGCGGCUCAGCCCUGUUCGUCUGUCGUUUCCUUUUUUUUGUUUCAUUUUUGGUGGAGCAGCAGGCGACCAUAUUCGAAACAAAUUCCUGUGCUGCUCGGAAAAAUUACCUACAGAAUCCAGCUUUUCCCCCCCCGUUUGACGCCAGCGUGACCGCCGCCUGAGCUGCGUCUCCGGCCAGUGGCGGUUCCCGUGUGUAAAAUUAAACCAGCCGAGGACCUGAGCGGUGCGGGCUGAGCACCCGAACCCCGAAAGGACGCGAGGAGACCGGGGGGAGGCAGGGCAGCGGCGAGCAGAGACCGGCGAUGGGCUCGCAGUUUCGCUUUCGCCCAAAAUAAGGAGACAGACCAUGCAUCCGUCCGUCUGCCGGGGACCGGGUCGCGAGUGACCGAGGACAGAGAGCGAGAGACCCGUCACGAUAAGACUCCCUCCCCUCCCCCUACUGCUGUAUCAUUUCAUUUUAUUUUUUAAAUUAAACCCCCAAAGUUGUUUGAAUGCCCGAACUAGGAGCAUGCGCCUCGGAACCAGCAGUGUGUGCAGUGCCAGUUGAAGCAGGCAGUGGGGAUGUCUGGCAGUAAGGCUCUGGGCGGUGCCCGGCGGCGCAGGACGCGGUGCCGGCGAUGCCAGGCCUGCAUGCGGACAGAGUGCGGAGAGUGCCACUUCUGUAAGGACAUGAAGAAAUUUGGUGGGCCGGGGCGCAUGAAGCAGUCCUGCCUGCUCCGACAGUGUACUGCACCAGUGCUACCCCACACAGCCGUGUGCCUGUCCUGCGGUGAGGCUGGGAAGGAGGACACGGUGGACUCGGAGGAGGAGAAGUUCAGCCUGUCCUUGAUGGAGUGUACCAUCUGCAACGAGAUCAUCCACCCAGGCUGCCUCAAGGUGGGUGCCCCUGCGCGCACACAUGCACCCCUCUGCCUUGUGUCCCUCGCGCCUGCCCCUGGCAGAGAAGGUGAGCAAGCGCAGGUAGAGAUCGGUCACAGCAUGGAGCCAGCUCCGGUAGUGAAGGGUGGUAUUGAUUAG
Molecule: messenger RNA, 1163 nt
Organism: Lepisosteus oculatus (spotted gar)
Lineage: Eukaryota; Metazoa; Chordata; Actinopteri; Semionotiformes; Lepisosteidae
Source: RefSeq, a predicted model, not a curated record